AGGAGCAGUCAGGAAUGGUGACGUCGGAUUGGAAUGAGGGAGUUGAAUGUUCCGGGUCAGAAACUGGACGGGAGGAAAUUAACUCUAGGACCAGGAUAACAAUAAACGAAGUGAAAACCACCGGAAUCAGAAAUGGGACUUUUUUUCGACACACGAUUGUGAGAACUGCUCAACAUUCCAGUGGUAACUUGAUCAAAGAGACUAUCGCAAAAUCAGAAAACCCUAGCAACAAAGUCACAAACUGAGACUGACAGACGAUUAUUCCAUGCUAGUGCUCAACGCUAUUUAUUUACGCCCGGGGAGGUGGUUUGGAUGUUUACUUGUUGUCGCAAUUCGUUCGUAAAGGAAGCUUGUAUUGAGAAAGCCAAAUAGUUGCUAUAGUAGUGCAUGCAGUAAACUGUUGCGCUCAAUCUUACGUUUUAAUAGGAGUCUUUACGAGAUACUUUAAUAGCGGAUUUUGCAUCACCCCGUGAUGUUUCAUUGCAUCCCACUCUGGCGGUGCAACCGUCAUGUAGAAACGGUCGAUAAACGACACUGUUCUCUUCUCUACGUCCCCGAUGAGAUUUAUCGCUACGGACGGAGUUUGGAGGAGCUUUUACUGGACGCCAACCAACUCCGUGAUUUGCCCAAGCCUUUCUUCCAGCUGGUGAAGCUAAGAAAACUGGGACUGAGUGACAACGAGAUCCAGAGGCUGCCCCCAGAGAUUGCCAACUUCAUGCAGCUCGUCGAGCUGGAUGUUUCCCGCAAUGACAUCAUGGAGAUCCCAGAUACCAUCUCCUACUGCAAGGCCCUGCAGGUGGCAGACUUUAGCGGAAACCCCCUCACCAGAUUGCCGGAGAGCUUCCCAGAGUUACGGAACCUCACAUGCCUUUCCAUCAACGACAUCUCUCUGCAGGCCCUUCCUGAGAACAUUGGAAACCUCACCAACCUGGUGUCUCUGGAACUGAGAGAGAAUCUUCUGACAUUCCUACCUGAGUCACUGUCUCAACUCCACAAACUAGAAGAACUGGACCUCGGAAACAAUGAACUCUACAAUUUGCCAGAGACAAUUGGAGGACUUGUCAGUCUUAAGGAUCUGUGGUUGGAUGGGAACCAGUUGGCUGAAAUACCUGCAGAGAUGGGCAGCAUGAGGAGUCUGGUGUGCCUGGACGUAUCAGAAAACAAGCUGGAGCACCUUCCAGAGGAGCUGGGCUGUCUGCUGGCCCUGUCAGACCUGCUGGUCUCCCAGAACCUCAUCGACGCUCUGCCAGAGGGCAUCGGUAAACUGAGGAAGCUGUCCAUCCUGAAGGCAGACCAGAACCGCCUGACCCACCUGCCCGAGAGCAUAGGGAGCUGUGAGAGUCUGACUGAGCUGGUGCUGACAGAGAACCAGAUCCAGAACUUGCCGAGGAGUAUUGGCAAACUGAAGAGGCUGUCGAACUUCAACUGUGACAGGAACCAGCUGAGCUGGCUCCCCAAAGAGAUCGGCGGCUGCAGCAGCCUGAACGUGUUCUGCGUGCGGGAGAACAGGCUGACCCGGAUCCCUUCUGAGCUGUCCCAGGCUACAGAGCUGCACGUCUUCGACGUUUCCGGAAACAGACUGGCCCACCUGCCCAUGUCCCUGACCACCCUGCGACUGAAGGCCCUUUGGCUGUCAGAGAACCAGUCCCAGCCCCUGCUCACCUUCCAGACCGACGUGGACCCAGAGUCGGGGGAAAAGGUGCUCACCUGUGUGCUGCUGCCCCAGCAGCCCUGCGAGACGGACAACAAAGGCACGGACGCGCUGGCGCGCUGCGGAGCCCUGGAGAGCCUGGUCCAGGACAUGGCGGACGACACCUGGGACGAGCGCGCCCCCAAGCGCAUCAGCGCCAUCCACUUCCUGGAGGACGACGAGGAGGAGGACGACGAAAAGGGGAGCCUGAUGAGGAGAGCCACACCUCACCCAGGUGAGCUGAAGACCAUGAAAAAGGCUGUGGAGAACCUGCGGAACGACCUGAAAGCAGCAAAGGGCCUGGACUCCAACAAAAACGAGGUCAAUAGCGCUGGCGAGCGGGUCACCACCUCUGUGUGACCUCCGACACCCGCUCCCAGCCUCCCGUGUCUCUCGCUUCUCGUCACCCCCCCCCCCCCCCCUCACCUGCUCAGACACACCAUCCAUCAACUGUUUACCCACAAUCCCCUUCUGUGGCCUGGCUAUGAACCUCUUCCUCCUCUGGCUCCGCCCUGGGAUUCCGUCGUGUUCUCCACAACCUGUUCUGUUUGUUCCAGAAUCUUCCAGGACCUUCCGGAACCUUCUAGAACUUUCCCCCCCCCCCCCAUGUGUUUUGGCUCUCAUACAACCAGGGCUCAUGUGCCUUCUGACUGAUCAAACCAUUCCCGCGGCAAUAAUCUGCACAGGUUUGCUCCGUUUUUCUUUUUAAAAGUAUUUUUUACAUUUUAGUUGUUUAAAAAAGAGAGAGAGAUGCUUUUUUUAUGGACAGUAGGUAGUUGCACUAUUGUACUUUUUUUAGUUAAAUAUUGUCUAAAAUCGUCUUAAAUAUAUUAUAUAUAUCUAUAUAUAUAUGUGUUCUAUUUUUAUUUUUGAAAACACUGGGUGACUAUUUUACUUUUUACAUUUUGGGGAAACAUUUUACCCGAUCGUGUUAGAACCUACUGAUUGAGGAUUCUUGUACAGACAUUUUGUGAAUAUUGAUACUUUUAUACGUUUUGGCAGCUCAGAUGGUGUAAAUUAAAAUUGUAUAGCCAGUCUCUUAAUCAAUUUCAGGUAAAAAAAAAAAUAUAUAUAACCUAAAUUGGUACGUAUUUUAUUUACUAAAGAAAUGAACAAAAUUGUCUUUGGGGUGA
This is a messenger RNA of Osmerus eperlanus (European smelt), 2823 nucleotides long. It is a transcript of the gene lrrc1, whose product is annotated as leucine rich repeat containing 1. The coding region runs from base 473 to 2050 and encodes 525 amino acids. Gene Ontology annotation, biological process: receptor clustering; neurotransmitter receptor transport, endosome to postsynaptic membrane; establishment or maintenance of epithelial cell apical/basal polarity. Gene Ontology annotation, cellular component: basolateral plasma membrane; postsynaptic membrane; postsynaptic density. The record is from RefSeq and is a predicted model, not a curated record. Gene Ontology annotation, molecular function: protein binding. The transcript has 14 exons. Lineage: Eukaryota; Metazoa; Chordata; Actinopteri; Osmeriformes; Osmeridae.